AUGGGUUCAAGUAAGCUUAAACGAGCCAUAGGAGCCGUGAAGGACCAAACCAGCGUGGGUCUAGCCAAAGUCAACGGUCGCAGCGCUUCUUUAUCAGAGCUUGACGUAGCCAUCGUCAAAGCGACUCGUCACGAAGAGUAUCCAGCGGAAGAGAAAUAUAUCAGAGAGAUUCUUAGCCUAACUUCUUACUCACGCAGUUACAUCAACGCAUGCGUCAACACGCUUUCUAGACGUCUUAACAAAACCAAAUGCUGGACCGUCGCUCUCAAAACCUUGAUCUUGAUCCAACGUCUCUUAGCAGAAGGAGACAAAGCCUACGAGCAAGAGAUCUUCUUCGCUACUCGCCGUGGGACAAGACUUCUCAACAUGUCUGACUUUAGAGAUGUUUCUAGGUCAAACUCGUGGGAUUACUCUGCUUUUGUGAGGACUUACGCCUUGUACCUAGACGAAAGGCUUGAUUACAGGAUGCAAACGAGACAUGGGAAACGUGGAGUUUACUGCGUUGGAGGAGGAGAUGCCGUGGAAGAGAAGCAAGAGGCUGAUCUCUCCACGGCUAUAGUGGUUAGGUCACAACCCAUCGCCGAGAUGAAAACAGAGCAGAUUUUCACAAGAAUACAACAUUUGCAGCAACUUCUCGACCGUUUUUUGGCUUGUCGUCCAACAGGGAGCGCGAGGAACAACAGAGUUGUGAUUGUGGCUCUGUAUCCGAUAGCGAAGGAGAGUUUUAAGAUAUAUUACGAUGUAACUGAGAUAAUGGGUGUUUUGAUCGAACGAUUCAUGGAGUUAGACAUUCCUGACUCGAUCAAGGUCUAUGACAUUUUCUGUCGUGUCUCGAAACAGUUUGAAGAGUUAGACCAGUUCUAUUCUUGGUGUAAGAACAUGGGGAUUGCUAGGUCUUCAGAGUAUCCAGAGAUAGAGAAGAUCACACAGAAGAAGCUUGAACUCAUGGAUGAGUUUAUAAGAGACAAGUCCUCUUUAACACAGACCAAGCAAUCAAACUCUGUUAAAUCAGAUGAUGAUGAUGAUGCGAAAACAGAGGAAGAGCAAGAAGACAUGAAUGCGAUCAAGGCCUUACCUGAACCACCACCAAAAGAAGAAAAGCCUGUAGAGGAAGAAGCAAAGGAAGAAGAAGUGAAAAGAGAGGAAAAGAAAGAAGAAGAAGUUGGUGAUUUGCUGGAUCUUGUGGAUAUACACGGCGAUGUCGUAGCUGGUGCAGAAGCUGGAGAUAGCUUAGCAUUGGCUUUAUUUGACGGCCCUUACGCGAGUGGUUCCGGUUCAGCGUCAGGUCCUGGUUGGGAAGCGUUUGACGAUGAUUCAGCGGAUUGGGAGACAGCUUUGGUGCAAUCAGCUACAAACUUAUCUGGACAGAAGACGGAACUCGGAGGAGGCUUUGAUAUGUUGCUGCUUAACGGAAUGUAUCAGCACGGUACUGUGAACGCCGCGGUUCAAACCUCUACGGCUUAUGGAGCCAGUGGAAGUGCAAGCAGUAUGGCAUUUGGUUCUGCAGGAAGACCAUCAGCAACGAUGCUGGCACUUCCGGCACCAGCAACGGCUAAUGGAAGCAGUGGUAGCCCGGUUCCGAUGGAUCCAUUUGCAGCGUCGUUGGUGGUUGCACCGCCACAUUAUGUGCAGAUGAAUGAUAUGGAGACGAAACAGAGAAUGUUGAUGGAAGAACAGGUGAUGUGGGAUCAAUACUCAAGAGGAGAAUCUCAUAUCGAACAAGGACAAGAAGAAAGGCAGACCAAACUCGAGGUUGCUCCUGCAUUGAUAUCCCUUCAUCCAUUUCAGAAGUCUGUCGCUGUCACUGUCGGGUCGGAUCUUCGUGUAUUCGAUCUUAUAAAGAAUCGUGCAGUUAGUUUGGUGGAUGAAUCUGAUGGACCUUCUCAUAAGGAUUCAAUUAGAGCUAUUCGAUAUGGUGCAAAUGGGAAACUCUUUGCAUCUGCAGGCGAUGACAAGCUCGUUAAGAUUUGGUCUGCUGAAUCUUGGCAGUGCCUUACCACCAUAUGUUCUGAAAAGAGAGUUACCGCGGUUGCUAUAAGCAGCGAUGAUUCAUAUGUUUGCUAUGCGGACAAGUUUGGUGUUGUGUGGGUGGUUGAGCUGGAUGGGAUCAAUGAGGCUAAAGUUUUACCUAACAAGAAGAAGGGUGUGCAGCUGCUUUGCCAUUAUUGUAGUAUUAUUACUAGCUUGGAGUUUUCCCCAGAUGGUCGAUAUAUUCUUAGUGCAGAUAGGGACUUUAAGAUAAGGGUGACUGUUUUUCCUAAGAAGCCUCUACAAGGAGCUCAUGAAAUACAGAGCUUUUGUCUUGGACAUUCAGAGUUCGUCACCUGCAUAACCUUUGUUCAUAAUCCAGAGCUUACUCAAGGAUACCUCAUGUCUGGAAGUGGUGAUUCCAGUGUUCGACUGUGGGACAUUACAUCUGGAUCUCUUCUGGACACAUGUGACGUUAGUCCAACGGUGAACCAUUUAGAGUCUAAUGAAAGUGAGCCAGCGCAAGUCACAGUUACCGAUAUAUGCGCACUCCCAAAUUCUUCUGUUGCAGCAGUUGCUAUUCAAAGCUUUCAAGGAGUAGCAUUGCUAAACUGUGAUUUAUCAGCCCAUACUCUCUCCAUCACAAAGGUGAUUAAAAUCCCUGGAGAAAGUUUCAUCCCAACAAGUAUCUCUUUCUGCACAUCGACAAGGUUACUAUGGAUGGUAUCAGGAGCCUCAAAUGCUUCGAACCAUCCUGGUUAUACAAGGGUUCGUCUCAUCUCGUGCAUUGAGAAUGAACUAUCUUCAAUCCUUGAAGAUGAGCAGAUUCCUGGAGGGACAAAACUGUUGGAGCAUUUGCAAGGUAAAGUUUCAAUAGAAGAGAGUGUGAUGAGUGCUGCAGCAGAAGCUGUGAGGGCAUCAAUGUGCAGCCUGUUGAUGAAGAAGCAAUACACUGAAGAGAAUAGAGAGUUCAGGAAAAACAACAGAAAUGAUAAGAAAACCACACAGUGAUUGUAGUGUGCUAAACUGUUUUCUGGCGUAUCAUUAAUGUUAUUUUGUGACUUUAUAUCAUUGUACAACGAGAGAGAGAGAGAGUUGAUAAUUGAAUAUUUUUGGAUAAAGAUAAUCAUACACAAUCUGGACCAAUGGGAUUACAAGUUUUGAUUCCCUCUCUUUUUCUUACCAAAUAACUAGCGUAAGUUGUUU
Molecule: messenger RNA, 3174 nt
Organism: Eruca vesicaria subsp. sativa (arugula)
Lineage: Eukaryota; Viridiplantae; Streptophyta; Magnoliopsida; Brassicales; Brassicaceae
Source: the annotation of a GenBank genome assembly